This is a messenger RNA of Closterium sp. NIES-65, 3225 nucleotides long. The record is from the annotation of a GenBank genome assembly. Lineage: Eukaryota; Viridiplantae; Streptophyta; Zygnematophyceae; Desmidiales; Closteriaceae.
AUGCUAGGGAACUUGGAUAAGGGUGAGAAGAUUGCUUCCUCGUUCCGCCCUUUCUCCUCGUUCCGCCCUUUCUCCUCGUUUCGCCCUUUCUCCUCGUUCCGCCCUUUCUCCUCGUUCCGCCCUUUCUCCUCGUUCCGCCCUUUCUCCUCGUCCCGCCCUUUCUCCUCGUUCCGCCCUUUCUCCUCGUUCCGCCCUUUCUCCUCGUUCCGUCCUUUCUCCACGUUCCGCCCUUUCUCCUCGUUCCGCCCUUUCUCCUCGUUCCGCCCUUUCUCCACGUUCCGCCCUUUCUCCUCGUUCCGCCCUUUCUCCUCGUUCCGCCCUUUCUCCUCGUUCCGCCCUUUCUCCUCGUUCCGCCCUUUCUCCUCGUUCCGCCCUUUCUCCUCGUUCCGCCCUUUCUCCUCGUUCCGCCCUUUCUCCUCGUUCCGCCCUUUCUCCUCAUUCCGCCCUUUCUCCUCGUUCCGCCCUUUCUCCUCAUUCCGCCCUUUCUCCUCGUUGCGCCCUUUCUCCUCGUUGCGCCCUUUCUCCUCAUUCCGCCCUUCCUCCCCAUCCCCCACUGUUCACCCCACGGUUUCCCCAUCCCUUACUAUUCACCCUCCGCUCCCCACGCGCACCAUCCCCCACUUAUCCCUUGUAUUCACCUCCCCCCACUGCUCCCCUCUAUUCACCUUCCCGCACCUCUGCACUCGUCGUUCCCUCCCUUGCUCUGCACUCGUCGUUCCCUCCCUUGCUCUGCACUCGUCGUUCCCUCCCUUGCUCUGCACUCGUCGUUCCCUCCCUUGCUCUGCACUCGUCGUUCCCUCCCUUGCUCUGCACUCGUCGUUCCCUCCCUUGCUCUGCACUCGUCGUUCCCUCCCUUGCUCUGCACUCGUCGUUCCCUCCCUUGCUCUGCACUCGUCGUUCCCUCCCUUGCUCUGCACUCCUCACAACACAUGCGUGCCAUCCCGCCAGUCCCUCACUCACACCACACUUGCCAUCCCGCCAACCCCUAUGCUAAAACCUCUCCUCUCCUCUGUUCACCUCCUCUCCUCCCCUCUGUUCAACUCCUCUCCUCCCCUCUCUUCACCUCCUCUCCUCCCCUCUCUUCACCUCCUCUCCUCCCGUGGUCUGUUCAACUCCUCUCCUCCCCUCUGUUCACCUCCUAUCCUCCCCUCUGUUCACCUCCUCUCCUCCCCUCUGUUCACCUCCUAUCCUCCCCUCUGUUCACCGCCUCUCUGUUCCUCUGUUCACCUCCUCUCCUCCCCUCUGUUCACCUCCUCUCCUCCCCUCUGUUCACCUCCUCUCCUCCCCUCUGUUCACCUCCUCUCCUCCCCUCUGUUCACCUCCUCUCCUCCCCUCUGUUCACCUCCUCUCCUCCCCUCUGUUCACCUCCUCUCCUCCCCACCACUUGCCACCUCUGCCACAAUUUCAGAACCCGCCACACGCCAUCCCCUCGCACCGGCCAUCCCGCCAUCCGUCCCUCCUCCCCACCCCACCCCACCGCACCCCACCUGUGCAGGUGGCAUUCUCUCCCUUUCUUCUCUCUCUUCUCUCAAACGGUCCUUCGUGGUAAAGGACGGGCUGGGCUAUGCAGCCGAGGUCACGCCCUCCCAGUUCAACAUUCACGUCACACAACCACACUCUCUCCCUCUCUUUCCCCCCUCUCUUCCCUCUCUCCCUCCCUCCCUUUCUCUCUUCCCUCUCUCGCUUCCCUCCCUCUCUUCCCUCUCUCCCUCCCUUUCUCUCUUCCCUCUCUCGCUUCCCUCCCUCUCUUCCCUCUCUCUUCCCUCUCUCGCUUCCCUCCCUCUCUUCCCUCUCUCCCUCCCUUUCUCUCUUCCCUCUCUCGCUUCCCUCCCUCUCUUCCCUCUCUCCCUCUCUUCCCUCUCUCUCUCUCUCUCUUUCUCUCUUCCCUCUCUCGCUUCCCUCCCUCUCUUCCCUCUCUCCCUUCCUUUCUCUCUUCCCUCUCUCGCUUCCCUCCCUCUCUUCCCUCUCUCCCUCCCUUUCUCUCUUCCCUCUCUCGCUUCCCUCCCUCUCUUCCCUCUCUCCCUCCUGCAGGCAAUGCUGUACGCGGUGGGGCUGGGAAAAGGCGCCAUCCCAGCAGCAGCCGCGGUCAACUGGGCAAUGCUGUACGCAGUGGGGCUGGGCAAGGGCGCCAUCCCAGCAGCAGCCGCGGUCAACUGGGUCCUAAAAGACGGGCUGGGCUACGCUGCAAAAGUCACGCUCUCCCAGUUCGGCCGCCAUUUCGACGUCUCCCCCAAGCGCUCGCGCCUGCUCUCCGACCUCGUUGAGAACCUCUCCGCCUCCCUCGAGCUCCUCACAGCCACCUUCCCGCAGUACUUCGUCCAGCUGGCCGCUGCAGCCGGGGCAGGGUUCUCUGCUUCCAGCCUCGUGCAGAGUGCCACGAGAAACCGGUUUUACGCCGGGCUGGCAGGCAGAAGAAAUUUCGCCGAGGUGCUAGCACGCGCAGAGGCACAGGGCAUGGUGAGCAAGACAUUGGGGAUGGCACUAGGCAUCGUCGUUGCUCCUCACGUGGGCACCCGGGGCCCUCUACUGUGGGCAACUCAUGGCCUGCUGUCCGCCGCCCACCUGUUUUGCAACUACCGCUCGUACAAGGCCGUUCAACUCAGGACGCUCAACCCCUUCAGAGCAGAUAUUGUCCUGGCAGAGUACGUGACCAAUGGCAGGGUGCCAGGUGUCAUCGAAGUCAACUCCCAGGAACCCAUUCUGCCGCCCCUCAAAUCGAUAUUUUCGCCCAAGGCGUCUCCUCCACCCCUUCCCGGCACAGGGAGUGAGAACUGGAUCGAAUUUGGGGUGCCCUUGGCCGCAGUGGCGCACACAGAGCGGGAGGCUGAGACCAUGGCUGAUAUAUUCCGAGGAGAGAAGUACCUGCUUGGGAGGGACGAGCGUACGGGGCAGAUGCAGGUAGUGUUGAAGGAGGGGGCACUCCCAAGGGAUUUCCUCAGAGCGGCCCUGCAAGCCGCCUACCUCCGCACCCUCUCUCCACACGUCCUCUGCCCCACCAUCCACUCUCUCGCACCCCAAGCGCGCACCCACGUCCAAGCCCGCGCAGCCGAAUUCGCUUCCUUGGGGAAGCUAGAGGUGCUGCAUGCUUCGUAUGACCGCAUGGCUGCGGGGUUUGAUGGGUUGUGUGAGGCGCUGAGAGCGAAUGGGUGGCGCUGUGACGAUGGCUUGUUGGCUCGGCCAGGAGACUGGCGACUGCUGCUGGCACCUGAGGAGAAGAGGAAAUGA